This is a messenger RNA of Prinia subflava (tawny-flanked prinia), 4833 nucleotides long. RefSeq names its product inactive tyrosine-protein kinase PRAG1-like. Gene Ontology annotation, biological process: protein phosphorylation. The record is from RefSeq and is a predicted model, not a curated record. Lineage: Eukaryota; Metazoa; Chordata; Aves; Passeriformes; Cisticolidae. Gene Ontology annotation, molecular function: ATP binding; protein kinase activity.
GGGGUGCGGGGUGGGUUCGUGCGUAGGACCCUAUGGGAUCUGUGCGGGGCUGCUGGGUAUGUGAGUGUCUGCCUGCCCCAGGAGCUAAUGCCCGCCGGGAUGUCCCUGAGACAGAGUCUGUCUGCGUGAGCGCUGCUGGGGCGGGGGUGUUGCAGGGAUGCAUGCGGCUGCGAGCCGCGUACGCCUCGCAGGGCGCGGGCAGAGCGCUUUGUGCGGAGCGGGGACGCCGCUCCCGCCCGGGCCGUGCCCACGCCGUGCCCGAGGGGCGGGACCGGGGCGGGACCGGGGCGGGACCGGGGCGGGGCGGCCGCUGCCCCCCGGCCCACGCGGGGCCCCGCUCGCCACUCGCCCGGUGGCGGCGGCGGCGGCCGAGGCGGGCGCGGCGCGGAGCCGAGCGGAGCCCGCUGCCGCCGCCGCGGGAACCUGAUGACUAGGUGAUCCUUUCGAGUGGCUCGGGAGCAGAUGCAAAAUGAGCAGUGCAGGGCAGUGCAGAAGAUGCAGUGGGCUCUCAGUCUGACCCACGAGGACUUGAAGAUGUCUGCAUGCAGUGACUUUGUGGAACACAUUUGGAAGCCUGGCUCCUGCAAAAACUGCUUCAACCCGAGUUCCCAUUGGCUGCAAACAACCCCAGACGUGGGAGCUUGUGGUGUGCUCCUGGAAGGAGCUAGGACCAAGCCCGAGAGCCUAGUGUUGGAAGACGGUGUAAAUACUUCUCCCUUCUCAAAGCCAACAAUUGCUGUGAAGCCAACAAUGAUAAACUCGGAUGUUUCUGACGCAUGGGCGGAUGUGAAUAUGAAUGCAGAUCUGUCACAGGUCAGUUGGGGCGUGAUCUCUAGCAAGCAACUCCUCCUGAAAUCUGGAGAUGCACAGCGCAUCUGCCUUGACAAUUUUGGCAAUGGUGGUGUGAGAAAGCCUUACCUUCACAGCCAGCCCAGCGACUGCUUGUCUUGCUGUCCUCCCAGCAACUCCAUGGUGGGUCUGUGUGGCCUGGAGAGUCGAGUGGAGAGAAAUAUCUCUAUCCACAGCCUGGUACUUGUGGGUGAGAUGGGCAAGCAGGAGGACAGAGUUAAAGACAAGUUUGCCCUGCCUCAUCAGGUCCCCUGCCCUAAUCCGUCUGCCUUGGGGGACAGAAGCACCACUAACUCCAGCAGAAACACUUCUUCCCAAGCCAGCAAAGGAGCAGCCCUCCCUUCAGGGGAUGACUGUGGUCACAUCUCCUCCAUCUUGGAAAGCGAAGGGGAUGAGUACUGUUCAAUCACCAACUGCCACAAAGAGCACCCCGUCCCGUGGGAGCUGUGUUGCACAGAGGAAAAGGCUGCACAGUGUGAGAAGGAAAGUCACACUCCCAGCGGAUGGAGGCAGCGGGAUGCUCCCGAGAUUCCAAGGCCAAGUGGCCGGGCAGUCAAGUUCAGUGAAGAGGAACGCAGAGCUGUGAAUAUGGCCUUCUGCAUCACAAAAGACCAGAGUGAUCCUCUUCCCUAUACCCUGUGUUCAGACAGGAAAAACCUGGCUCUCCACACUGAGCCUGCCACUCUCCCUGAGAGCACAGGGAGCUGCAAGGCGGCUACCCUUGCUUUGUCCCAGGAGGAUGAGGAAUUACCUCUCCCUGAGGAGCCCUCUGUCACUGGGGGCCUCUGCACUGAGGGUUCAAGCACCCCUCAGCAGGCUCUGGUGGAGCCACAGCGCCCUCACCUCACCUCACCAGCUCACGGUGAUCCCAUUUAUGCCGAGAGCACCAAGAGGAGGAAGGCACAGCUGAAGGCUGUUGGCAGCCAGGCAAAAGGGGAGAAUCUGGCCCACGGCACUGCCAAGGAGAAAACUGAUGGGUUGUGGAGGGAUAGUGGCUGGGCUUUGGGAGGUGAGAAGGAACACCAGGACGCCACUGGCCAGGUGGCAGCAAAGAUAACUAUAAUGACAGCACACACUGAGGAUGAUCACAAGACAAUAUUCCUCAGCAGCCCUGACUCAGCGGUAGGAGUUCAGUGCCCAUGUAUCAGCCCCACUUCCCACCCUGAUUUUGGGGCUUCAUCACCUGCUAUUGAGUCUGGACAGAUUUUUCAAGCAUCUGGAUGUGAAAGUAACACAAGAUUUCAUCUGGCAGCUUCUGUCAAGACUUCACAUACUGAGAGUCCAGCCAUCCCCCCAAAGAUGUCUAAAAACAGCCAGCCAGGCAGUGAGGGGAGCCGUGUGCCCCCAGUCAGCUCCCAUGUGGGAAGGUUUGGCGAUGACAACAGCCAUGAUGGAGCUGGUGCUCAGCUGCAGCUGAGGAGCUGUACUGAUACAGUUGCCUUUGGGGUGACCCCUUUUCCCUGCACUCAUGUGAAUGGAGUCUCUGUGGAGGAGUCCAGUAGAGGCCUGGCAGGCUCGUCCUAUGACAGGAGACAGAAAUACUAUAACCCAACGUGGACCAAGCAGUGCCGAAUAGAGCAGGAGGAGGAGCAGGAGGACUUAAACCACCCAUGGACAGUAGGAGCUGAGAGGGGACGAGCUGGUGCCAACUUUGUGGAUGAUGGCCCGAUACUGGACAGCCAGACUGAAAUGACCAAAUCUUCUUCUUUCUCCUUUCAUUUCCCUAAAGACAAGAACAAUGGUGUGGAGUUUGCACCACCACCGCCACCGCCGAAAAAGCAGUCUAGGCACACUCUGAAAAUGAACCCAAGUAACACUGAGUUGAAGAGAGUCAGCAACAGCUCUGCAGAGAGCCUCAGCCCACCCUUCAGGAGUGCCCACAUCAGCUUCACGGCUGGCUCCAGCGACAGCCUCGACUCGGACACAAAGACCGGCAGCGAUGGCAGGCACUCAUCCGAGCUGAACCACUCGCCCCCUCCAGCUGAGAGCCAAGUGUUUCCCCCUGUUCCUGUCCUUCCUGUCUCCACUGAGGAUGGUCCCUCCUCUGCCCCCAGCUGCCCACCCCCUCUGCCCCAGAAGAAAACAAUGAUCAGGACUGUGUCUUCUCCAGAUGGCUUUUUUGGGGGACAGGCAUCUUCAGACAAAGCAGCUGGUGCUGCCAGCCCCAGGCUGAAUGUCAGCCAUUUUGAGAGCAAUAUGUGCCUCCGAGAAGAGCCUCCCUUCAUCCACCCAGCCAGCCUGGGGGGCCACCCUGGUGCCUUCUCCUCCUCUGAGUCCCUGGAGAAAAGCUCCAAAGGAGACAGCUACUGGGGUUCAAGCACUGGUAAGAGCACAGGGGCUUGCGGCCCCAGCAGAAAGCUCCAGUCCUUCUCCUCCUCACAGCUCAGUGUGUCCAGCCAAGUGUCCUCGGCCUCCAGCCUCCACAACCUCCUGAGCAACAGUGACAGCAAGGAGGGGGUGUACAGCAAGCUGGGGGCCCUGUACGCCGAGUCCCUGCACCGCCUGGUUGCCAAGUGCGAGGACUGCUUCAUGCGGGAGCAGAAGAACGAGCUGCACUUCAGCGAGAACAACUGGUCGCUCUUCAAGCUGACGUGCAACAAGCCCCGCUGCGACUCCGGGGAUGCAAUUUAUUACUGUGCCACUUGCUCCGAGGACCCUUCUACUACAUAUGCUGUGAAGAUUUGUAAAAUCCAGGAGUCCAAGGUAGCUGCUUCGUACUGCAGCCCUGCAGUGCCAGUUCACUUCAACAUCCAGCAGGACUGUGGCCAUUUUGUGGCCUCCGUCCCCUCCAGCAUGCUGCUGCCCUCAGAUGUGGGAAAAAGCAUGGCCAGAGAUGGCUUCCAUGCCUCCCGCACUGCCAGUGAGCACGACUGUGUGGUGGUCAUCACCCGGGAGGUGCCGAGCCAGACCACUGCUGACUUUAUGAGGGACUCGGUGAUGCUCCACCAAGCCAAGCUAGAGCUGUACGAACGUCGUGUUUGCUUCCUGCUCCUCCAGCUCUGCAAUGGCUUGGAGCAUCUCAAAGAGCAUGGCAUCAUCCAUCGUGACCUGUGCCUGGAGAACCUCCUGCUUGUGCCCUGCAAGCCCCCCAUGAGCUGUGUGAAAGCCAAAGAUGACAAACACUUACCCCGCCUCAUCAUCAGCAAUUUUUUGAAAGCUAAACAGAAGACUGGAACUGGAGACUCCAAGCUGAAGAAGAGUCAGGCCCGGCUGGCCCCGGAGAUUGUGUCGGCUUCUCAGUACAAAAAGUUUGAUGAGUUUCAGACUGGUAUUCUCAUCUAUGAACUGCUGCACCACCCCAACCCCUUCGAGGAGAAGGUGCACCUCAGGGAGCAGGAGUACAGCCCUGAGGACCUCCCUGCUCUACCCAGCCUGUCCAUCUACUCCUGGGGACUCCAGCAGCUGGCCCACCUACUACUGGAAGCAGAUCCCAUCAAGCGUGUGCGGAUCACUGAGGCCAAGCAGAUGCUGCAGUGUCUGCUUUGGGGGCCCCGAAAAGACCUCAUGGAGCAGCUUCUCAGCCAUGAGGAAACCCUGCGCCAGGUGCUGCAGAACUGGGUGGACAUGAAGCGUGCCCUGCUCAUGAUGAAGUUUGCAGAGAGGGCCGUGGACACGGAGUGGAGCGUUGAACUGGAGGACUGGCUGUGCUGCCAGUACUUAGCAUCUGCUGAGCCAGCCUCCCUCUUGCACACAUUAAAACUGCUGAAGCUACUCUGACCUUGGAUGCGUCUUGGAGGCAGCUGAGGGCUCCUGACUGCCUUGCAGCUAAAGGUACACAUCCCUUUCAUAUGUGAGAGGUUUGAAUCUCAGCUGCAAAUGCACGUUCAGCUCCUGCCCCGCGCUCCAGUCAGAGUGCAAAAGGCAUGUUCAGUAUCCUCAGCACUGUUAGUUUGUGAGCAAGCAAAACUGGGAACCUACCCCUAUUUUGGGGGAUUUUUGUUUUUUGGUAUGGUAAAUGUGGACUAAUAAACUCCUGCCUGCGUG